Molecule: messenger RNA, 1237 nt
Organism: Chelmon rostratus (copperband butterflyfish)
Lineage: Eukaryota; Metazoa; Chordata; Actinopteri; Chaetodontiformes; Chaetodontidae
Gene: gadd45ga
Product: growth arrest and DNA-damage-inducible, gamma a
Exons: 4
Coding region: 70-549 (159 amino acids)
Biological process (GO): regulation of cell cycle
Cellular component (GO): nucleus; cytoplasm
Source: RefSeq, a predicted model, not a curated record
AGACCGUACGGAGAAGCACGCAGCCGAUUCUGUUCACUGCAAAAUCCCGAUCGCGCUUGGAUUAUAACUAUGACUCUGGAAGAGAUCCGCGGACAAGACAACACAAUGGAAAACGCAGAUAGGGUGCAAAGUGCAGGCGCAGCCCUGGAGGAGCUGCUGGUCGCUGCUAAGAAGCAGGACUACCUGACAGUCGGAGUUUAUGAAUCUGCUAAAGUCAUGAAUGUUGACCCAGACAGCGUGGCGUUCUGCGUCCUCGCCACCGAUGAGGAGUACGAGUGUGACAUCGCUCUUCAGAUCCACUUCACCCUCAUCCAGGCUUUCUGCUUCGACAACGACAUCAACGUGGUGCGCAUCAAUGACAUCGAGCGUCUGGCCGACCUCGUGGGUGCAGACGAGACCGGCGAGCCUAAGGACGCGCACUGCAUUCUUGUCACGAGCCCCAGUGCAAACCCAUGGAAAGACCCUGCUCUGGAUAAACUGAGUCUGUUCUGCGAGGAGAGCCGCAGCAUGUACGACUGGGUGCCCACUAUCACACUCCCAGAGCGCUGAAGUGACUCUCCACCAACGAUGCUUCAUGAUGAUGAAGAUGAUGAAAAGAAAGUAAAGGAGCUGAGCUUCAGAUGGGGGUGUCAAAAGCCUUUCUGCCUCACAUGUCUGGAUUAAGAGGCUAUGGCUGUAACCCCCCCCCCCCUGCACGACCUUCCGGUGCAUUCUGGGUCAGCACGUUGGUUCUGGAUUACCCUGAGGAAGGGUUCGAGUUCAGAGGUCGGGUGUAGGUGGAGUGGACAGAAAGCCUGAUGGACACUGAGAAGGAUUUUGGACUGCGCUGCAUAGUGCAUGAACAGAUGCUAAGUUUUGGCCCAGUUAUUGCCCUAGAUAAAAGGCAGUGGGGAACUGAGCAGAGAGGGUCACAGAGAUGGAGACUGUGCAGGAAAUGGACAUAUGAAAGUGGGGAGGCUGGACUGAAUCGCAUCAGAAAGGAUCAAGGAAGAUGUAGAAGUCUGGAAGAGGGUGUCUGAAAAUGUCUAAGUGGACUUUUUUUUUUUUCCUAGCGCAGCUAUCAGGAAGUUCUUGGAAUAAGCACAGACUUUGCUUGCAAAUCCUGAUUUGAGCUGUGUCUGCACCUGUGACACUUAUUCAUGGACUAUUAUUUUUACUUUUCAAAUAUGCAGACAAAGCAAUGCAAUAUUCAUCUGAACUGUACUCAUUUUUAAUGCUUUGUGAAUAAACGUUUGAA